This is a messenger RNA of Entrophospora sp. SA101, 872 nucleotides long. Lineage: Eukaryota; Fungi; Glomeromycota; Glomeromycetes; Entrophosporales; Entrophosporaceae. The record is from the annotation of a GenBank genome assembly.
AUGGAGCCGGAAAAUUUUGUAAAUUUACUUCUUGAUCAUAUUGAAACAAGGUCACCACUUCCUAAGCACCACAACUUUGACUUGUAUAAUUGUCAACUUUUAUCAGAAGUUGCUUAUAAAUUUGCAAGUGAAAAGGUUAAGAAUUAUAAUGAUGUUCUAUUGAGAUAUAUUUUCUCACACAACAUUGCUCCAAACUGUGAUCUCAUGUUUAAUGCCAAAUUCUUGACACAAUUAUUAGUAAAGAGACUUCAAAAUUGUUUAAAUCCAAAGGCUUUUACUCAAAUAUUGAAGUUCUUUAAUACAUUAGAAUUAGAUUCAACUGAUGAUCAUGACAAUAAUAAUCAUAAUAAAUGUAAAGAUGAAGUUACUUGGUUAUUGGAUGAGGAAGAACUUGAUAUUCUGAUCAAUAAUGAUUCUGAUAAUUUUACACAAUCAAAACCCAUCAAAAUACUCAUAAUUGAGAGAUGUAAUAUGUUGAAGAGAACUUUAGCAUGUGAAGAACUUGAGAUUUCACGAUUAAUUGAUGGAAUUAUGAGAAUGUCAAAAAAUAAAUUGAAUUAUCCUUAUACUGAUGAAGAAAUUAAAUUAUCCAAAAAAUUAUACGUUUUACAAAAUCUUCUUGAAUACAUUAUUAAUUACCCAACUGAAUAUCGACAAUUAGCAAAUAAAUUUAUUGAGUCCAUUACUAACUCAAUUACAAUUAUUGAAAUGUCUAACUAUUCAAGAUAUUCAAGAGCUGAGAUUAUACCAUUUUAUUCUGGUAACAUAUUAAAUUUGGAGGAAAUAUUGGAAAAUCUUCCAAGAUUAGAAAAUGACGAAAUGAUUUCUUUAUUAUUCGAUAUUGCUACAUUGGUAUCUAAUUCACCAAUCAA